AUGGAUGCCAAUAUUUCCACAACACCCGAAGUACCCAUAGGACUUCCAAUGAUCCGUCUCCUUGACAACGUGUCUCUGGUGUUAUCGGGCGUCAGUAGCUGUCUCUCCAUCAUCGGAGGCAUCAUUAUAUUAUUGACGUACAACGUUGAAGUUCGCAAUGCACGUAUUAGACAGACACGUCGUCUACUGAUGUACCUAACAGUGGCAGACAUGAUGACAGCAUGUGGCAUUCUAUCAGGAACUAUCAGAUACGCGGUCAUACACCAGCAGAAUCGAGUGAUCACAUUUCAAGAACACGAAAAACUGUGUAAGUCUCCAAGUGAAAUGUGUAUAGCUCAAAGUGCGAUCACCACAUUUUCUGGAAUAGCUUCCUCCUUCUGGACUUUAGUUAUAGGCAUUCACCUCAUUGUUAGUCUUCGACCUAUUUGCUCAUUAAGUGACCCUGAAAUGCCAUGGAGUGAAUUCAAGGCGCACACAGUAUGCUGGGGCAUCCCAGGUGUGGUAACAAUAGGCGCCCUUUGGAAUAAUAUGUUGGGGGAAAACUUCAGUGUAGGUACAGGACCCUGGUGUUGGAUUAAGGUGUGUCUAGAGGAUCCCGAGUUGCCGUACAUAUGGAUGGCUGUUGCUGGUAAAGGUUGGGACAUCGUCUCUUUCGUAACCAGCAUGGUUUUCUUCGUUCUUCUCGUUUUCUAUAGCAAAAGACGGGGCUACACGGUAUCAAACCUGCCUCGGAGGACAGAGAAUCGACUGAGGGAGGAGGAUGCUAACUUUGUGUUCUUGUGGUUGCUGGUAUAUGUUUUAAAGGUAUGGGGGAUUGUACGAGUCUUCAUGACGAUAUUCGGCCAUAAGACGUACGCUGACUCUCUUCCAACAUUUACUUUGGCUCAAAAAGUCCUUCUCUAUAUACAGAGUUUCUGCGACGGAUUUCAAGGCUUCUGUAACUGUAUAUUGUUUGUGUUUCUUGACAAAACUAUGAGGCAGGGAAUGAUUGACCACUGCAAGUGCAACAGGGAAGGGCGUAGCUCUCUUCUUCAGGGUAACCAACCACGUUAUGGGGCGACACACCAGAACGCCUCUAUAAACAGUAUGUCGACGUGA
Molecule: messenger RNA, 1098 nt
Organism: Ylistrum balloti
Lineage: Eukaryota; Metazoa; Mollusca; Bivalvia; Pectinida; Pectinidae
Product: G-protein coupled receptor 157-like
Exons: 3
Coding region: 1-1098 (365 amino acids)
Biological process (GO): adenylate cyclase-activating G protein-coupled receptor signaling pathway; cell surface receptor signaling pathway
Cellular component (GO): plasma membrane
Molecular function (GO): G protein-coupled receptor activity
Source: RefSeq, a predicted model, not a curated record